Messenger RNA from Drosophila guanche, 1136 nucleotides. RefSeq names its product alcohol dehydrogenase-like. The record is from RefSeq and is a predicted model, not a curated record. NCBI's taxonomy places the organism in Eukaryota, Metazoa, Arthropoda, Insecta, Diptera, Drosophilidae. The coding region runs from base 16 to 1047 and encodes 343 amino acids. The transcript has a single exon. Gene Ontology annotation, molecular function: alcohol dehydrogenase (NAD+) activity; NAD binding. Gene Ontology annotation, biological process: alcohol metabolic process.
GAACAACCGAAAAACAUGUUGGGACUCGGAAUCAAUGGCUUUGGGCGCAUCGGUCGCGUGGUUCUGCGCAAAUGUCUGUCGCGCAAGGAUGUGCAGAUGCUGGCCAUCAAUGACCCCUUAAUGGUUCCCAAGUACUCCACUCAUGGCAUUUACAACAGGCAGAGCUCCCUGGAGGGCAACACGCUGGAGGUCGACGGAAAGAAGAUCAGCAGCUUGAUGCAGGAAUGCCCGCGCCGCUACAGCACUUCGAAGGAGUGCCAGGGACAAAAGCAAAACUCCAAAUUGUCACUCACAAACAAGAAUGUUGUUUUCGUGGCUGGUCUGGGAUGCAUUGGCCUGGACACCAGCCGGGAGUUGCUUAAGCGGGAUCUGAAGAACCUCGUCAUCCUGGAUCGCAUUGACAAUACAGAUGCCGUUGCCGAACUGAAGAAGAUCAAUCCCAAGGUGAAGGUCACCGUCUUCCCUUAUGAUGUGACUGUACCUCUCGCAGAGACCACCGAACUCCUGAAGUGCAUCUUUUCCCAGAUCAAGACCGUCGAUGUCCUGAUCAACGGUGCUGGCAUCCUGGACGAUCAUGCCAUCGAGCGUACCAUUGCCGUUAACUACACUGGCUUGGUCAACACCACCACAGCCAUGAUGGAGUUCUGGGACAAGCGGAAGUGCGGCCCAGGUGGCAUCAUUUGCAACAUUGGCUCCGUUACCGGUUUCAAUGCCAUCUACCAGGUGCCCGUUUACUCUGGCAGCAAGGCGGCGGUGGUUAACUUCACCAGCUCCCUGGCGAAGCUUGCACCCAUCACUGGAGUCACCGCAUACACUGUGAAUCCUGGCAUCACCAAGACCACUCUGGUGCAGAAAUUCAACUCGUGGCUGGAUGUGGAGCCCAAAGUGGCGGAGAAGCUGCUGGAGCAUCCCACCCAGACCACUCAGCAGUGUGCCAAGAACUUUGUCAAGGCCAUUGAGAUGAACCAGAAUGGGGCCCUCUGGAAAUUGGACUUGGGAACUCUGGAGCCCAUCAAGUGGACCAAGCACUGGGAUUCGGGCAUCUAAACGGGGCAUCUAAAUCCGCCAAUUCGAAUAAGGCUGAUUUGAUUCUCUUCAAUUGGAAUAUGAUAAUAAAAAUUUGAUUUAAAUUUAAA